This is a messenger RNA of Pelobates cultripes (western spadefoot toad), 305 nucleotides long. The record is from the annotation of a GenBank genome assembly. NCBI's taxonomy places the organism in Eukaryota, Metazoa, Chordata, Amphibia, Anura, Pelobatidae.
AUGUCAGACACAACUACUCUUGCACUACAAAGCAUGGCCUCACAAAGCCCUGAUCACUAUGGUCCUUGCAGUGUAACCCUGGCAUCACUGGAGGCUAUAUUUGAGAGGUUCUGGGCUCGACUUAAAGACAGUCUGGCAGCAACUGGGGGAGACUCAGACCAGAAGAGUCCCCUCCGGACAAAGCUACCACAAGGUUGCAAUAUCCAAUCUUUACUUGCCUGCUUGAGUUUACCCCCACCCACACCGCCUGUCCACAAAAACAGAGGACCGCCUGCUGGAAUUACAAGGGGUAUUAUGGCUGUAAC